Molecule: messenger RNA, 1547 nt
Organism: Cyclopterus lumpus (lumpfish)
Lineage: Eukaryota; Metazoa; Chordata; Actinopteri; Perciformes; Cyclopteridae
Gene: rab36
Product: RAB36, member RAS oncogene family
Exons: 11
Coding region: 85-885 (266 amino acids)
Molecular function (GO): GTP binding; GTPase activity
Source: RefSeq, a predicted model, not a curated record
AUAGCGCUCAGGCUUGCCGCUGCAGCAAGCGGCACCGUCCGAGAAAUCCAGGACAUAUUGGCGGAUAUUUCCUCUGUGGUUGUCAUGCAGGGUAAGAGGAAUGGGAUGAUACCCAUCAGCAGAGACAGGGUCAUCUGGGAAUUCCCGAAGUGCUACACGCCUAAUGCCGCUGUGCAGUGGAAGACGGACUGGGACCUUCAGGCUAAAGCGGCCUGUAAAGAUGGAGCCGCGAGGCAUCAGCUGUGGGACCGGCAGAGAAUGUCAAAAGUAGUGGUUGUUGGAGACCUUAAUGUGGGGAAGACCUGUCUCAUUAACAGAUUUUGUAAAGAUGUUUUUGAAAGAGACUACAAGGCCACCAUAGGCGUCGACUUUGAAAUUGAGAGGUUUGAGGUAUCUGGAGUACCUUUCUCCCUUCAGAUCUGGGAUACUGCUGGACAGGAAAAGUUCAAGUGCAUCGCUUCUGCAUACUACAGAGGUGCUCAGGUCAUUAUCACAGUCUUUGAUAUGGCAGACAUUAAGUCUCUGGAUCAUACACGCCAAUGGUUGGAGGAGGCCAUGAGAGAAAACGAGCCUGAUUCCUGUUUCAUCUUCUUGGUUGGAACUAAGAAUGACCUGCUGCCUUUAGAUGAAAGACAGAGGACAGAAAAGGAUGCCAUCAGAAUAGCAACAGAAAUGCAUGCAGAGUUUUGGUCUGUUUCAGCGAAAACAGGGGAGAACGUGCAGGGCUUUUUCUUCAGGGUGGCAGCUUUGGCCUUUGAGAAGUGUGUACUGAAGGACACGGACAAUGGGCUCCCUGCUAGCAUCGGACAUGGAGGUAGUAUCAAAUCAGAUUGCGCAAACCUUGAGAAAGCCUCGCCCCAACACACGAGGAGAGGCUGCUGCUGACGAAAUGAGGAACUCUGCCAGUGAGCUGUUGAGGAGACACAGACUCUGUUUGAGCUUCAGCUGCAGAAAUACCAUGUUCCAAAGUGCCUUCGGACAUGUUCCACCAGGUUUCUCACCAUCAAAGUCAACUGCCAUGCAUUCUAUUGCAAAGGGUUCAACCAGUAUACGCUCCUGAACAUUUUAGGAUUGACGCUGAUAAAAAAUAGCUUUUUUCAUGGAAUAGCUAUCAAUAUCUAAUUCAGAUUCUAGACCAUGGAAAACCCUCAUUAAAAUCUGGUGGACAGUAGUCAUGGACCAGACUCAUUUGGGACAGGCCAAUAUGGACCCUGGUGAAACGCUUGUGGAAGCUUUUGAUUUUCUUUGCUGCUGUCAUAGUGUUUGUCUUUUUCAUACAGUAUUGUUGUGGAAUAUGUCUCACAUAUAAUAAUAUGUUUAUAGGCUGGAUUCUGUGAGCAAGGAAUCCAAAUCUUGAUGUUUACAUUCAAGUAAUAAAAGUGUAAAUGAGUCUACUCUUAACUCUACAUAUAUAAUGGUCACGACAUUAUAAUGUAAUUUCUUAAAUUAAUAUCUUGAUUCAUUGGAGCAAUAGCCAACUAAAGGAGCUGUGCAUUUAUGAAACCAGUAUUGUUGUAAAAGCCUAAUAAAGUGCUUCAUCAGCUGUC